UCGGGUAGAUUUGAUGCUGAGACAGGACUGGUGACGGAUCCGAAUAGCGGGACAUACAUUGUCACUUCAAGCUGCUAUCUCCCAGAAGCUUAUUGACCCAAAUCUUAUCUUCCUCUACGACAUGCCGUCCCAAAAACUGAUAAGUUUGGCUACAGCAAUAGAGGAAGGUCGAUAUGACCCCGCUACCGCGCAGUAUUGUAACCCGCUAACUGGAGAACUACUUUCACUUUCGCAAGCAGAGAAAGUAGGUGUCGUAAAAUGUCGCUUGGUUCCUGAGGAAAUGGCAAGAACUGCUCAAACACUGGAGCGUCUGCAGAAAUUAGUUGAUACUAGCAUCCCCGCUGUUAAAUCACCGUACUCCGAGGGCACAUUGACGCUAGAGGAGGCAAUAAAGGCGGGAAUUCUUAAUGUUCAACAGGGCGAGUUUCGGAAUCCGAGGACAAUGGAAGUGAUGCCCGUAACGGUGGCGUUGAAGAUGGAGAAGGUCGAUCCUCUUGCUGCUGCUUCAUUACUAGACGCUCUGGACAAGUUGUCACUACAGCAAGCCAUCGACGAUGGAUACAUCGACCCCACCACGGGCGAAUUAAUUUCGAGCCAAAGGGCUAGACCCAUUUCCAUACCGGAAGCCAUUGACCAGGGACUUCUUAACCUGGAUAAUGUCUUCGUAGUCGACAAGGAUAAUGACAAUAUUGUUUCACUGGGAACGCUUGUAGCGUCAGGAAGGUUUGAUCCCGCCACUGGGAAUGUGAUUGAUCCUAACACUGGACAAAAAUUAUCCUUGGCUGAAGCCAUUGCACGUGGAGUAAUCGAUGCUGGUAUUCGGCCGGACCAAUUCAUUGACUGUUCUGUCACACUGAAAGAACUAAUUGACUCCGGCAAAGUAAAUCCCAGGACUACUGACUUCUGUGCUCCAAAUGAUCACAAAAUGUCGCUGAGAGAUGCUCUAGCUAAUGGAUUCCUAACAAUGAACUCUAAGGUAAAGAUGGACCUUGAUUCGGGUUGUGUGGUUUUAGGGUCUGAUGAGGAAGUUGUCAAAGCUUUGGUGGAUAUUCGCGAGAACUCGGAAUGGCUACAUGGCAUAGAGCAGGCGCUCGUGUCCAGACAGAAACCCAGCCAGCGUCUGGAGCGUAUUCGACUCCAGAAGGAUGCUACAGAGGCUCUGAAAGUAGAGGUCGAAAAGCAUGAACCGGAAGUGACGUCAUCUAUAAAGCAGUCUGAUGAGUUGAUCGAAAACAACAAAUCUCAGAUGAAGGAAGAUGGCGCCCAACAGCUGCAGAAGCUGCGCUUCAAUGUAUCAGAUCUCAAGAUGCGCUUCGACGCGGCAUUUGGAGAGACUAGAAGUCGGUGCACAAGACUGGGGAAGAUGGCGGAUGAUCUGGAGGAUUUCUACAAUUCUCUCCAAGACCUUGACCAAUGGCUCGAUACUGCAAUUGAGAAAUCUCAGGACCUACAAUCAUCACGUGAAGAUCCGGAAGUGCAACACAGAGAAUACAAGGACUUUGUGGAGGAAUUACAAGAAAAGGAAGUGGAAAUGAUGCAAACAUUUAAGAUGGCCGACAGCUUCAGAGACGGAUCGCAGGAUUUCGAAAGAGAGGCUGAAACAUACAGACAGAAAAUCAAUGUUCUUCCACCGAUCAGUGAAGAGGCUGACAAUGAUGUCAUCGAUGACGAAAUCGAGGCUCUCGAAGCGAAGUACAAAGAUAUUUCCCGAGAUUGCGCCAAACAGUUAGAUAAAUUAUCUGCAAUAAUGAAAACAAAGAAAACGUUUGAUGAUCUUAACGAUAAACUAAAUGGGAUGUAUCCCGGUAUUGAGAAUAAACUACGUAAUAUUAACGAAGAAGAAUUCGGAAAAGUACCGGAAAGGGAUACAAAAGACGUGUACACAUUAAAAGACCUUAAGGCCGAAUUGAUUGGCCAGGAACGCCGGCUAAAGGACAUUACGCAAAUGGGUGAUAAGUUAUGUAAAAAUCUUAAUGAUAUGAAUAUGAAGAAGAAGUCUGAUGAAGUGAAAAAAACUGUGCUAGAUCACAAACAGAUUCACGAGGCGCUACAGAAAGACAUUGCGGACAAAGAGGAACAGCUUGAUGCCGCAGUUUCGCAACAACAGAACGUGCUGAACCGGCUCGAUGGGUUAUAUGAUUGGAUGACAGAAUGUGAAAGUAUUCUGAAUGAGAAAAAGCCGAUCAGUCUGGAAAAAGACCGAAUGGCACAACAACUCAAAGAACAAAGACGUAUGAAUGCAGAAAUUGAAAGUAACAAAGCGUUAUUGGAAAGACUUUCUACUGAAGCUGGAGAUAUGUCUAAUGGGGAUGAUGCUCAAAAGACAGUCUUUGACCUUUCAGAGAGAAUCAUGGACGUAGAUGAGAAGGCGGAACAGUUCACACAUCAACUAGAGGACGUUGUCGGUAUGGUAAAUGACCUUGAGACUAACAUUGGUCAAAUGGAUGGAUGGUUGACCGAUUCCGUAACAUCACUGAAAUCCCGGAAUAGGGGCGUAAGUCAGAAGGCAUCAAAAGCGCGUGUGGACGAAUUGUAUCAGGAAAAGAAAGAACGGGAAAUUGACAUGGAAAAUUUAAGGUCUUCUGCUAAGAAAGUCAUGGAUGACGAAAGAGUUUGUGACCAGUUCGCUCUGAAAGAGGGCCUGGGGGAGGUGGAAGGCAAGUGGCACGAGCUUACCGAACACCUUGUACAACAGGUAUCGUUAGAGGCAUUGACCGAAAUAGAUGGCAUGCUGAAAUACUUAGACAAAGCUGAAAAUGAAAUCAACACAGCUGAACCCAUCAGCAUAGAGCCCGAAACACUCACUGUGCAGCUGAAAGAUCACCUUUCAUUCAACGACGACUUGAAUCAGAAACGAAACGCGGUGAAAGAUAUUAUUAACAAAUGCAAUAGAAUGCUUCGUGAAACGACGAACUCACAAACAGAUGAAAUCAAAACAAGAUUAGAUAGCAUUCGUACUCAGGCCGACAUUGUGUGUCAACUGAGCGCUGAUAGGCUGCAUCAGUUGGAAGCGGCCUUACCAUUGGCCACUCACUUCAGUGAGAAUCAAACAGAAAUCCAGGGAUGGUUGGACGAAAUGGAAGCAGAUAUCAAAUCCCAAGGGACACCAGGAGAAAACCUGGAACAAGUUCGAAAACAGCUAGAUAAUCUUAAGAGUUCUCUACAAAAGGUUGAUGACCACAAACCGUUUAUUGACGACCUUAACGAUACUGGCCUUGAACUGAUGGAACUUUGCGGAGAUGAUGAUGCUGGAGAGAUUCAGAACAAACUUAUCGCUUAUAAUGGACGCUAUGAGAAACUGAAGGGACUAUCGAAGGAAAAGGAGCAGGAAUUGACAAAGUCACGGACUCAAAUGACCCAGGACGUGUCCGACUCUUUGGACAAUCUCUUAGACGACCUUUCGAAUCUCAAUAGGAACAUCACCACUGCCAACCCUAUACCAGCCAACCCAGACAAGCUCAAGGAUGAGCUGAAGGAGAAUCAGGUGUUAAUGUCGGAUCUGGAGCGCCUCAAACCUUCUCUUGUUAGUGUGGAAGAAUCUGUGAAACGAAUGCUUGCCCAGGGCGUGGAGGACCAAACAGAUGGGGAUGAUCUCAAACAGAAGGUGACAGAGAUAGCCACUCUGAAUAACCUGAUUAGAGAUGGCACCCUAAAACGGGACAGGGCACUUAUGGAGGCAUCCCAAGUGGCGGACCGCUUCUUUGAUGUUUGUGCGGAUACCAUGUCCAACUUGCGAGACCUCAAGGAUAAUCUGUUAUCACAGGAACCACCCGGCAUCGACCCAGCUACAGUAAAGGAACAGCAGAAGGAGUUAAAGGACCUACGUAAGGAGUUGGGGAAGUCUCGACUGUCCCUGGAGGAGUGUCGAGAGUCAGGAGAGAAAUUAAGUGGCCUAUGUGGAGAUCCGGGACUUGUCGAGAUCCGGAAACAGCUGGAGGAUAUCCACAACAUCGCUGAUGAUGUCCACGAUAUUGCACGUGAUCGUGAAGACGACCUCAAGAACGCCCUCACUCACGCGGAUAAGUUCCAAAAUCUCCUCGACUCGAUUACGGCGUGGCUCCCCUUGACAGAACAGCAACUCGACUCCUUGACACCCAUAUCAUCCCAACCGGAAGUUGUCCGCCAACAGAUUGAGGAGCUCAAGGUUUUUGCUGACUAUUAUGAUACAAAUGGGUUUUCUAAAUCUCAAAUCCAUCCACACGUGGUAGACAUGCAACAGUUGAACCAGGAGUUAUCUACCCUGAAAGACAUGUCACCAAUUGCAGCGGAGUCUCUUCACAGACCGGUAGAGGACGUUAAUGGUCGCUGGAAUAAAGUCUUAAAAACUGUAGCAGAUAGGGAGGCGAAGUUGAAAGCUAUGCAGUUGAAGAUAGGAGAGAUAGAAGAAGGCAUGGAUGGAGCUAUCGAAUCCCUCACACAUGCUCAUCAGGACCUGUCUAAAUUUGAUGAGGUUGCAGGGGAUCCAAAAUGUCUUGAGACACACAUGAAAAAGUUACAGUUACAACUCUCUGAUCUGAAAGCCCAGGAGACUAACUGCAAAAACCUCAGCAAUGCCGUCACUAAACUACUGUCACAAGACUCCGAGGACAGUCCAGCGCUCAAAGAGAAACGUGACGUCAUGAAUGACCUAAUGAGGGCAGCACAUGCAAACGGAAAAGACAAAGAAGCAAAGCUCCAGGAGAGUCUCAGACAGGUGAAGAAAUACUUAGGAGAUGUAGAUGACCUUCUACAAUGGGUGAACGACCUCAGAAUGGAACUCAAGUCGGCUUCUCCAUUUGGCGCACUUCCAGAGACGUCAAAGACUCAAUACGAGGCUUACUUGGCCCGAUAUGAAGCAUUUAAAGACAAAGAUGAGCUGAGCCAGGCGUUGAUGGCGAAGGGUCAAAAGAUGUGCGAGAAGUGUGAUCCAGAUGACGUAGCACAAAUCUCGGACCGAAUCAGAAAACUCAAAGACAGGUGGAACGAUACCAAAGAUCGGGCACAAAAACGAAAGGAAAAACUGUCUGAACAUCUUGAAAACGUGGAUGAGUUCCAUGGCACUCUUAAAACGUUUACUGAUUGGUUGAACAACGCCGAGAUCGCAAUGCGAAACUUUAAAUACCCAAGCAAGCUUGUGGAUAAGGUCACAGUUCAGCUUGAGGAACACAAUAAAAUGAAACAGGAACUAGACCAGCAUUCAGAGCGAAUGCAGACUUUGGACAGAACUGGAAGUUACCUAAAACAUUUCUGUCGAAAACAAGAUACUAUUUACAUAAAAAAUCUCCUAGUGGGCAUACGUUUACGAUGGAAGAAACUACUUCGAAGAACCGACGAGAGAGGGCGUCUUCUCAAGCAUGCGCACAGAGAAGAUAAAAGGUUCUACGAUGCCUGGAAGGGACUUUGUGAUUGGCUAGACGAGAGUUCAAAGACAGUGUCAAAGUUCAUGUCGCCCGUGGCGCAAGGUUCAGCUACGAAGGAGAACAUCGAUGAUUUGAAGAAAAUAUUUGCAGAGGCAUUUCACCAGCGGUUCCAACACGAACUUGCCGGUAAACACACAACGUUCUACUCAGCCACCCGUCUAGGCCGAAACCUUAAGGACAGGUGUACCAAGUCCGAUCCGGAGAGGGAUGUGCUACAGCAGAUGCUGGAUGAUCUAAAAGAUAGAUGGAAUUCAGUUAGGUCGGUGAUAUCGAGAAGCCAGAACAAGCUGGACGAGGCGUUACUAACGUCAGGGCGGGUGACGGACGCUCUGACGUCAUUGCUGGAAUGGCUGGGAAAGGCGGAAGCCACCCUAGCGGAGGACCAGCCCGUCCUUGGAGACCUGGAUACCAUACACAUGCUCAUUGAGCAACACAAGGGUAUGCAACAGGAGCUUGGGGCCCGGGAACAGACCGUGGCAGCAAUGAAGGCUGCCGGUAACGUGUCGGCCGCGCACCUAGAGGAACUGGAGACCACGUGGGAUCGGGUCAACAGACUCAGUGACCACCGCGAAAAUAAACUUCGGGAUUCUCUCCAACUGGCGGAGGAAUUCCAAGAUGUCGUCCAAGUGAUGCGUGAGUUUUUACCUCAGGCAGAAGCUGAACUGAAGUACAAAGCUCUCCCUGAUGAUGAAGUAGCAAUUAUUCAGUUAAUAGAGAAACAUGAGAAGUUUCAAGAGGAUCUCAGGAAUCACCAGGAAUGUGUUGACAAAAUAAAACUAUUAGCAGAAGAAAUUUUACUAAACUGCCAUCCAAACGCCAUACGAUUUGUGAAAUAUUACCUCACCAUCACACAAACAAGAUGGGACCAGUUAUUACAACGGGCUAAGAAUAGGGGUCAGAGGUUACAGGAAGCUUUACGCAGUAUCCAGGGCAACGCCGCCCUUGUAGAGGACCUCCUUGCAUGGCUGACGGACGCCCAGGUCCUACUGUCAACGAAGGAGCGUGAUCCUAUUCCAGAUGACCUCAAGGUCGUAGAGGAUCUCUAUAAAGACCACGUGGAAUUCCACGAUGAAAUUACAAGUAAAAAUAAUGAUGUAGAAAGAUUAACCAAAAUUAUAAACGCGGAGCCAAAAUCACCUGGACGUAUUCAUGGCAGUAACAUGAAAUUAAAUGAAAGUGACAUCUACAAUCCUCGAGUUAUAACGCUACAGAACAAAUGGAGGAUCGUAUGGCGCAUGUCAGUUGACCGGAAGAAGAAUUUACAGGAUGCACUUGACACGCUACUAGAGUUGGAAAGCUUUAAAACGUUUGACUUCGGAGUUUGGAAGACUAAGUAUUUGAAUUGGAUUAAGGCCAAAAAGAUGAGAAUCACAGACUUCUUCAGACGACAAGAUAAGCGAGGGGAUGGCCUAUUACUCAGGGACGACUUUGUGAACGGAAUGCUUAUAACACGUUUCCCAACGAACCGAACAGAGCUCCAUGCUGUAUUCGAUAUUUUUGAUCGAGACGGAAGAGACGUAAUUGAAUAUAAAGACUUCAUUGAAGCAUUAAAACCGACUAGACAUCAAAAGACACGUUUGAACAGUAGUAACCGACAGAUGACGGACGCUGAACUGAUCCACGAUAACAUCGAGAAGGAGAUAUCUGGAUGUCAGUGUAGGAAUUCGUUCAGAGUAGAAAGGCUUGCGGAGGGAAAAUACAGGUUCGGGGAGAAACAGAAUAUUAGACUUGUGCGGUUCCUGAACAGUACGGUGAUGGUACGGGUAGGCGGAGGCUGGGUCACACUUGACGAGUUCCUGGAAACAAAUGACCCGUGUCGAGGCGAAAGAGUUAUAUAUCCCUCAACUACGACUUCAAAAGGACGAACUAAUUUUGACCUCAGGGAUACCCUCUCACCAGACGGACAGACGAGUUUCCGGACCCGAAAGGGUAGUGGCACGUUUGGCUAUAAAUCGAAACUUAACGAUACAGGAUAUGCAUCGUCUGUCUCAUCAGCCGGAAGUUCUGGGGACCGUUCAUUGCGCCGAAGUAGGGUGACUUCCUCAAUGGUCAAUCUUUCUGGGGCAGGUGGUUCGCCCUCAGUCAACCGGAUUCACAAAAAUGCAGACUUUGGGUCCACUGGAAGUCUCACGAGGACGAAGCGACUAAGCACCUCCUCCACAAACGUGAACUCGCCAACCAGCUCGCGCGCGCGCAACCCAUCGACGCCAUCUAGACUAAACAAUACGAUAUCAAGGUCGACAACUCCUCAACCUACGCCGACUUAUGUUUCACGUUCAAAGACGCCGACACCUAGGUCAACAUCGUCUUCCCGCACAGCGGGCACUCCCAAUAGAACAGCCACAACUCCAACUCCUAAAACAUCAACUCCGACCCGUACAGGACGUACUACACCAACAUUCACGGGAAGGUCAACCCCAUCUGGUCGAACCACGCCCACAAUGACAAAUGGAUCUAGUAGUGGUAAUAAUAAUAGUAGAAGACUUCCUUCAACACCAAAGACUUUUCGGUGAUUGUUUGAGAUAAAGUGGAAAUACGCAUGCGUGAACGGAUAUAGGUUGUAUGAACAUGCGCAAGAGGACUUCCAGGGAAUGUGUAUGUGGAGUAUGACAGCUUGGAGUUCCACAUAUAUCAGUGCGGAUGUACUUGUGUGUCGGAGUGAGAGGGACUCUGAAAUUAUUGUUGAUAGUGUUACUGAGUGUGUAUAUAUGAUACAUGACAGAAUGAACUACUACCCUAUGGCAUUGAGAAUCCCUGAGUUAUGUGAAAGAGACUAAUCACUCAAACUGUCAAAGUACCUGACUUUAAAUCCGAAGUCAGACAGUAUCUAACAGCUUCCGUGUAAGGAAAAGUAUAAAAAGUGUACGGUUUCUUAAUAUCAGAAACCCCCAAAACACUCGUGUUCUGACAGACUUAUAUAUAAUUAAUAGAAGGGAGGAUUCCAUAAUCACGUGAAUGUUUUGUUAUAAAAAUCACGUAAUUUUGCACGAGAAAGAAAUUCAUGGAAGACGGAAGUGAAUAAACACAAAUGUCUUUCAAUUCAUAUUUUUAUACCCAGAUAUUAUUUUUAAAGGACCAGGAUGUAAUUCGAUAUUCAUUGUGAAUAAACUUUGUCUGAUCUGACGUCUUGAGAACGUUUUGAUUGGCUAGAGUGAAUCAUUUAUACGUUUAGGGGUAUAUAGGGGGGAUGCGUCUAGAAUUAACUUUAUAGAAUUAGCUUAUUGUACCUAAACAAAAAUAUAACAAAUAUACUGCCGUUUUUGUUGAUACAUGUAUUUAAAUUCAGUUAUAACUGUUUAUGAUAUUCUGUUUUAUAUAACAGCAAAAAUUGGAAAAUGAAAAAUGUCUCAUUUACUGAGAUAAAUGUCUCAAUUAUGUUCUGUAAUCUUAUUUAUGAGCAUUAUCCCAAUAUAACCAAUUAAAGAUCAUAUCAGUUCCGUGAUAAACGUGAGAGAGUUAUACUUCAAAUGUAUGACUACCAUUAAAUCAUUGCAACUGUACAUUCCAAAUACAUUACAUAUAUAACAGGGUUUUCUGAAAUGACUAAUUGCUCAUUUUAAUUAACCAAUAUGAUAUCUUUAGUGUUACAUGUAUUUUAGGGAGAAAAAUAAAUAUACAUGUAUUUGAUAAAUACAUACUGUAAACAAAUUAAUUUGCAUGGAUAUUUAUUAUCGAGAUUUACUGUGAACAAUAUGCUAGCGAGAAUUUUUCUCACCAAAGUCAACAAUGGCAUAUUUGUAAAAUGAUAAAUAGCAAAUAUAUGUCUUGAUAAAGAUGGACAAACUGAUGUAUUUACUGUAUUUUCUCCUAUCUCGCUAAAAUGUUACAUCGCUAAAUAUCAAUAUUUCACAGUAUGUAUGUUGUUUACCUAAGACAGGUGUUGUAGGUGCUAGUUAUACGAGAGGGUACACCUGUCAGUUGAAUUCUAUGUAAGGCCUAUAUCAUAUCUAUGCAACAUUUUUAAGUUGUUUUCUUUAAUUUUUUCUGAAAUACGUCCUUUUUUUCUCUGUUACUAGACAUUUGAAGUUUGUUCUUAGCUAAAUUCUAAAGAUAAGAAUUCAGUUUCUGAAUUGAGACUUUCCUAUGAAAUUUAAAUAAUCAAAAUAUUUUUUGAGUUUCAAGCGAUACUUUGUGUAUUCAGUGAUAACCUGUUAGUCUGAGCACAUUAUUUAAAGAGAAAUGUAUUCAUUUCUUCAUAUUUCUGUUCAGAAAUUUGAAUGUGGAGUGUUCAGACUAGCAUGAAUUCACUGUAUAUUGUAUACUGAUAUUUUUUUACUAUUGUUUCAUAUAUGCAUGAACAAAACAUUCCAUUUUCAAAAGCUUUUAUUGUAUCAUAACCUUAUCAUCAUGACCUCAUUGAACCAUAUCACCAUUUAAGUCACCUUUGGGCCCGGCAUUGUAUAGAAUCUAUGUCAUACUUAAUGUAAUAUUAAAACAAUCGUAAUAUG
Pecten maximus is the source of this 9847-nucleotide messenger RNA. Its product is annotated as dystonin-like. Gene Ontology annotation, molecular function: structural molecule activity; microtubule binding; calcium ion binding. The coding region runs from base 122 to 7912 and encodes 2596 amino acids. Gene Ontology annotation, biological process: wound healing; intermediate filament cytoskeleton organization. Gene Ontology annotation, cellular component: intermediate filament; cytoskeleton; cytoplasm. NCBI's taxonomy places the organism in Eukaryota, Metazoa, Mollusca, Bivalvia, Pectinida, Pectinidae. The transcript is spliced from 39 exons. The record is from RefSeq and is a predicted model, not a curated record.